This is a messenger RNA of Theileria equi strain WA, 1530 nucleotides long. Its product is annotated as cathepsin E, putative. The coding region runs from base 1 to 1530 and encodes 509 amino acids. Gene Ontology annotation, biological process: proteolysis. Gene Ontology annotation, molecular function: aspartic-type endopeptidase activity. The record is from RefSeq and is a predicted model, not a curated record. NCBI's taxonomy places the organism in Eukaryota, Apicomplexa, Aconoidasida, Piroplasmida, Theileriidae. The transcript is spliced from 8 exons.
AUGUUGUAUCUACUAGUACUCUUUUAUCGCAUUUACACAAUUAAGACCGUACACUCUAUAAGUAGUCAUGGAAUUGCAAAGGAACGCUAUCCACAAGUUUCUCAUGUCAAUUUGAUCGAUGCCUAUGCGGUUGCGAAUACACACAAUGGAGGGAACUGUUUAAGUUUUAACCUUGAUAAGAGUGUAAACCACUUACAUUCCGAUAAUAAUGGGCUAAAGACUGGUCUUCAUGGAUACCUAGAAUAUCCUAGAAUGUUAACAUCGCAACUACUUGUAAAGCCAGAGUAUUCCAUACAGCUGCACCGAUUUUCAAGCAAGCAUGGUAAAGCCAUCAAAGAAAAGAAUGAACUUGAUGAUUCAAGAAACGGUGAAACAAAGAUCUCUAAGGAGCCUAUAGAUGCAUCAAUUGAUGUAAAUAAAGAAAAUAAAAAUCGCACUGUCCCUGAAUCAUCCAUAAAUUUAAGGCAAUAUUUACUGAAUUUCGAAAAUAGUCAAUAUUUUGGCGAAAUACAAGUUGGGACGCCUCCAAAGAAUUUUGUUGUGGUAUUUGAUACUGGGUCCAGUCAGUUGUGGAUACCAUCUAGCAAGUGUUUGAGAAAUGGCCCAAAUGGUUGCCAAGGUCACAGAAUCUUUGACCCAUCAUAUUCAAAGACUUUUGAACCAAUGAAAAAGGGAAAAGGCAUUGUAAGCGCUUAUAUCAGAUAUGGAACGGGAGAGUGCAUCUUAUCUCUCGGGUUUGAUAAUGUCAAGAUAGGGUCAUUGGAAAUAAAACAUCAGCCGAUUGGUCUAUCUGUGCUAGAAAGUGAACAUCCAUUUGGAGAUUUACCGUUUGAUGGUCUUGUUGGUCUGGGAUUUCCUGAUAAAGAGUUGGAAUCCACACCUAUUUUUGACUCAAUUAUUGACCAGAAACUAUUAAAACGCAAUAUUAUCGCAUUUUACAUGUCAAAAGACGCGGAUCAACCAGGAUCACUCUCGUUUGGAAGUGUUGACCCAAAAUAUGUGAUUCCAGGUCACAGUCCUUGGUGGUUUCCAGUAGUAUCUACAGACUAUUGGGAAAUAGGUCUUUCGUCCCUUUUGUUAGGAGAUGAAGAAGUUGUUAAUGGCAAAUGCAAUGCUGCCAUUGACACGGGAAGCAGUCUAAUAUCCGGUCCUUCAUCCAUUAUUUUACCAUUAUUAGACAAGAUUGAUGUUUAUGAAGAUUGUUCUAACAUCAAUGACCUACCAACACUUUCGUUUGUCUUUACGGAUAUCCUAAAACGUAACAUAAAGUUUGACUUGAGCGGACCGGACUAUGUGAUAAGGGAUGGAGAUAAAUGCUUUAUUGGAAUAGUAAAUAUGGAUAUACCAAAAAAAGAACUUUUUGUAUUAGGAGCAACAUUCAUAAGGAGAUAUCUUGCGAUAUUUGAUAGAGAUUAUAUGGCCGUUGGCCUUGUUCCUGCAAAUCAGAAUUCCGCGGAUGAAGAGGGUAAAAAAACCCAAAAGGAACUGGAAGAUAAAUUUGAGAUAAAAGGUAUGUACUCAUCCAUAUAA